This is a messenger RNA of Merops nubicus (carmine bee-eater), 1537 nucleotides long. RefSeq names its product alanine aminotransferase 2. Gene Ontology annotation, molecular function: pyridoxal phosphate binding; L-alanine:2-oxoglutarate transaminase activity. The coding region runs from base 52 to 1323 and encodes 423 amino acids. Gene Ontology annotation, biological process: biosynthetic process. The transcript has 10 exons. The record is from RefSeq and is a predicted model, not a curated record. Lineage: Eukaryota; Metazoa; Chordata; Aves; Coraciiformes; Meropidae.
AAAAAACCUUUUACUGAAGUAAUUAAAGCCAACAUUGGAGAUGCACAUGCAAUGGGACAGAGGCCAAUUACCUUCCUCCGUCAGGUAGUGGCACUGUGUACAUACCCAAACCUGUUGGACAGCCCAAGUUUUCCAGAAGAUGCCAAAAACCGAGCCAGGCGGAUCUUGCAGGGUUGUGGAGGAAACAGCUUAGGAUCUUACAGUGCCAGUCAAGGUAUAAAUUGCAUCCGUGAAGAUGUUGCUUCAUAUAUUAAAAGAAGAGAUGGUGGGGUUCCUGCAGAUCCAGAUAACAUAUAUCUUACCACUGGGGCAAGUGAUGGUAUUGCUACAAUUUUAAAGAUCCUGGUCUCAGGAGGUGGAAGAUCCCGAACAGGAGUGAUGAUCCCUAUACCACAAUAUCCUUUAUAUUCAGCAGCCAUAUCUGAACUAGAUGCUAUCCAAGUGAACUACUAUUUGGAUGAAGAAAAUUGCUGGGCCCUAGAUGUUAAUGAACUUCGUCGUUCCUUGAAUGAAGCUAAGGCGUACUGCAAUCCAAAAGUCCUCUGCAUCAUCAACCCUGGAAAUCCCACAGGACAGGUGCAAAACAGAAAGUGCAUUGAAGAUGUGAUACACUUUGCCUGGGAAGAGAAACUUUUUCUUCUGGCUGAUGAGGUUUACCAGGACAAUGUGUACUCUGAAGGAUGCCAGUUCCAUUCUUUCAAAAAGAUUCUGUAUGAGAUGGGACCCGAGUACUAUAACACUGUUGAGCUGGCCUCUUUUCACUCCACCUCUAAGGGAUACAUGGGCGAAUGUGGCUACAGAGGAGGUUACAUGGAGGUCAUUAACUUGCACCCAGAAAUUAAAGGACAGCUUGUUAAGCUACUUUCUGUUCGCCUUUGUCCUCCAGUCUCAGGGCAAGCAGCAAUGGAUAUUGUAGUGAAUCCGCCGGUCCCUGGAGAAGAAUCUUAUUCGCAGUUCAUAAAGGAGAAGGAGUCUGUUUUGAACAAUCUUGCCAAAAAAGCCAAACUAACAGAAGACAUGUUUAAUAAGGUCCCAGGAAUUCACUGCAAUCCACUUCAGGGAGCUAUGUAUGCUUUCCCACGGAUUUUUAUUCCUUCCAAAGCCAUUGAGGAAGCAAAGACUCAUAAAAUGGCACCUGAUAUGUUCUACUGCAUGAAACUUCUGGAAGAGACUGGAAUAUGUGUUGUACCUGGAAGUGGAUUCGGCCAAAGAGAAGGAAGCUACCAUUUCAGAAUGACCAUUCUUCCUCCAGUAGAGAAGCUGAAGAUCUUACUGGAGAAAGUUAAAGACUUCCACAUAAAGUUUCUUGAAAAAUAUGCAUGAAACUACUGUGGCUUUUUCCCUUCAUCUCCUCCACUUCCAAGCUGAAUCCAGAAAAUUAACAAAGAUGUGCUAAGAAUGUGCUGUUCAUCUAAUUUAACUAAAUUCAAAAUAGAUAGAACCAAUCUUGGAUACUGCUACAACUUAUUUGAAUAUUAAAUUUAACAUCUAGUAUAGAAGACAUUGUUAUACCAACUUUUUUUUUUAAGGGGAAGAG